This is a messenger RNA of Oryza sativa Japonica Group (Japanese rice), 2664 nucleotides long. NCBI's taxonomy places the organism in Eukaryota, Viridiplantae, Streptophyta, Magnoliopsida, Poales, Poaceae. The record is from RefSeq and is a predicted model, not a curated record.
UCCCGUGCCGCCGCCGCCUUCGCUCCUCCCCGCCGUCCUCCACCAGCUCCCUCCCCCACUGCUCGCCUCGCCGCCGCCACCGCCUCCGUCAAACCAUCGCUGGCGCAGGGAGGACUCCUUGCGGCGGACUCCGAAACCCUAGACACUGCCCCCAACGCCAGUCACGCCGUCCUGUCCACCGCCGCGUCCUCCUCCUCCCCAUCACCCGCCGCCAACGCCACCGCCACCGCCACCAACACCUACUCCUCCGUCCACCCACCACCGACGCCGAAUCCACCACCCACCCGCAACCGAUGCCGAAUCCCCCGCCGUCGAGUCCGCUUCAGAUCCCCCCGCCGGGCCGACUCCUACUCCUCCUCCUCCCCGCUGCCAACGCCUACUCCUCCUCCCCGGCUCCCCCCGCCGUCGAUGCCUACUCCUCCGCGUCGCCAUCGGCUCCAGAUUGUCGUCAUCAGGUGGCUCCUCCCGCGGCGCCCCCACUGCCAGCGCCACCGCCACCAACGCCCCAUCCUCCUCCCCAGUCGCCGCACCACGCCUCCACCGCCGACGCCCCCAUCGCCGCCGUCUCCUCCUGCCUCAUCACGUAGGCGCACCCUCGACCGAUCCCUGCCGCCGGAAGUCCUCACCACGCCACUUCCCCACCCCGCCCAACCACCGCGCCGCCUCGCUCCUCUCCCAUCGCCGAUCCCACGUCCCCAAAUCACCGUGGAAUCCACGCCCCACAAGCCCACGACCUCCCAGGUCUACAAGCCGGAUUCAUCAUCGACCUCACCUCCGCAGGCCGGCUGCAUCAACCCCCCACAUCCCGGCCUCCCACUAGACCACCACCCCCAUCCCGCGGCGGCCUUCGUCGUCGACUCCGCUUCCCCGUGCGCAGCCCACGUCCACGCCAAAAGUCCGUCGCCUACGCCACAUCUCGCGACUGGAUCCGCUCCUCUCCGUCGAUCUCCACCACGGUCCCUUUCGCGCCGCACCGGAAGCUGGCCGCCAGUCCUCCGGUCGUCGCUGGAUGCUGUCGGCAGGUGGAUGCAGUACUCGCCCGUCUCCCCUCCAUCACUGAGGGACAUUCCCAUCUACAAAAGUUUCUGCAGGUACACUUGGCGGCAUCACUAAUUUAACUCCGAUUUAAUUUACGCGGAAGCGUGCUAGGGAGCGGUAUGCUGCUCUUAGUGCUGGCGACAAGGAAGCUAGGCUUCAAAAGAUGCGAGAGUACUACCAGCGAAAAAAGAGUAUUGAUCCUGUACCUACCCAUGGUAUUUAAAUUAUUAUCUCACAAACGGCGUAGAUCUGAAGUGAAAUCUUACCACUGGACACAAGCUCACUCUUCUUCAGGACGUCAGGUUCCUUCAUCACCCGGGUACUCUUCCCUACUGUGAAAGUAAGACCAGUUUCUUCUGUUUGUCCUGUUUUUACUUGAUUAAUUUCUGCGAUAUCAAUUUUUUAACAUGCAAUGGAAAUAUCGUUGAUCUAUGUUGUGUCUGUCAAUUUAUUUAUCUGUGAUGCCGCAUUUACAUGUGGUGCACACUCAUCACUAUAACGACUUCUCCUAUGGUAUUAACAUACUGUUUGGUCAUGAUCCUGGUAGUUGUUUUACUGGCUAGGUGCUCACAUUAGACAUAAAAUUUUGGAUGUGAUUAUAUAUAUACUUCCUCAUGGUAAGUGUCUCAUGUUAAGUUCUGAUGAUCAGCGCAAUUGCUGAUGGGAAUUCAUGGUGAUAAACCACACCUGAAUUCAUGAUGAUAAACCACACCUUAAUUCUAUAAAUGUGAGAGAAGACCUCCACUCAAUGAAAUUUAGUCAAUAUGCGAGCAGAAAAUACACUAAUCCCUGAUUCAGUCAUGGAGUAAAUUGCAUCAUCUAUGCUCACACGGUUAGUUUCUUUACCUGUAUAUUAUCUUCCUUACCAAUGCAGUCAUCUUACUGCUAUCAAUGCAUCUUGGCAGAAUCAUUUCCUUCAAUUAAGCUUAAUGAGUAUAGAAAAGGAAGGUUGUUAAUAUUAUUGCAUAUCGCUGUAAACUAUUGUUUACUGCACAUUUGAUUAUCUGGAAUGCAGUACGAGAGAACACUUUGCCGGUUUGCCUUGCCCCAUCAAUUUCCGUAUCCAUUUAACGUUGCAGAGAAUAGGCUGCAGUACUUACGAACUCUAAUUUAGAUCACAUUAAUACAUAACCACACAUUUUUUUAGCUGACACUGAUUCCGUGAGCAUUAGUUCAUAAUUUACAUUGCAUAAAGUUUAUUCUCUCUACUACAUGUGUUUCUUUUAACUGAUGUUGGUCACCUCUAUUGUAUUUAACUCGGGUUCAUGGAAAGGUACUUCUGAGGACUGAGGCCUAUAUAACCCUUCCUCCAUCUAUGAGCCUUCUAAGGCAUCAUUUGGCAGUAAAAUAGGAAGACGGUCAUUUAUGUAUUUUUUAUUUAACGUUAUAUGUAAUGGGUCUGCUGUACUCAUGCUAUGCCCGUUUGGGGCAGUUCAUCCUUUGGUCUGUAGCAGUGCUCUUUCUAUCGGAAAGAUUAUCUAUACAAAGUAUUGUAUGGUCAUUAAAUUAUUGUAUGGGAGCUUAUUAUCUGUUUUAUCUUAUUAGAGACGUGGAAUUAUUAAAUUGUUGUAUAGGAGCUUAUUUUCUGUUUCAUCUUAUUAGAGACGUGAAAAUAUUAUGUGCUUA